This is a messenger RNA of Danio rerio (zebrafish), 1567 nucleotides long. It is a transcript of the gene pigc, whose product is annotated as phosphatidylinositol glycan anchor biosynthesis, class C. NCBI's taxonomy places the organism in Eukaryota, Metazoa, Chordata, Actinopteri, Cypriniformes, Danionidae. Gene Ontology annotation, cellular component: membrane. The record is from RefSeq and is marked provisional. Gene Ontology annotation, biological process: GPI anchor biosynthetic process.
GGAAACCCUGCUCAUUCGGCGAUGGGAGCAGACAGCGGUCCAGGGGCUCCUUCGGCCGUCCCGUGGAGGAAAGUGCUCUAUGAACGGCAGCCUUUCCCAGACAACUAUGUGGACCGGCGUUUCCUGGAGGAGCUGCGGCGGAACAUCCGCGUCCGCCAGUACCGCUACUGGGCUGUGGUUCGCGAGACAGGCCUUAUCGCCCAGCAGGUGUCCUGCGUGGCCCUCUUUCUCACACUGUGGUCCUACAUGGAGCAGGGUGAGCUGGAGCCGUCUGCCGUGUUAUGCGUCUGCCUAGGCUGCGCUCUGUUUGGAUACGGGCUCUAUGAGGUCCUGGGAGGAGCCAGUGAUGGCAAACGGACGCGUCUUGCGGACCUGCAGAGCGCUGCUGUCUUCCUAGCAUUUACUUUUGGGUUUUCACCAGUUUUAAAGACUCUGACCGAGUCGGUCAGCACUGAUACCGUGUACGCCAUGUCGGCAGUUAUGCUCCUGGCUCAUCUGGUGUCUUUCCCGUAUGCUCAGCCCAGUCCGCCGGGAAGUCUUUCUCUAAAUGCAGCUCUGUUCGGGUCGGUGUGUCUAGCAUCCCGUCUGCCCGGAGCCCUGCACACCUUCACCAUGCUGACCUGCGCGCUGCUGGUGUUCGCGCUCUGGCCCUGCCUGCUGCACCGGGUGCGGGAGAAGGCGGACUGGAGCUUCCCCUGGGCGGCGCUGCUGGUGUGUUUGGCCGGCGUCAGGGGUUUGGGAAGCCUUUGGCCCGAGGGAGCUCUUCUUCUCUCAGUGGCUCUGUUAAUGUUGACUCUACUCUGUCCACUGCUGCUGGUUCAUCUGCAGAGGCACAAGGACAACAUUCACGGCCCCUGGGAUGAGGCUGAGAUCAGAGAGGAUCUGUCCCGCUUCCUCAAUUAAAACAGGGCUUCAAGACUUUGAGAGUCUUUUCUUAAAAGGACGGAUCGCUAAAAGUGAAUAUUAAUUCAACAUUUAUUCGUUGUAUGAGACUUUUUUUUCUUAAUGUGGAACUUAAGAGAAGAUAUUUUGAGAAAUGUUGAAGACUAUAUUUUUUAAUUAUCUACUAAUGUAUUACACUGAAGAAACUCAUACAGGUUGGGAACAACAUGAGGGAGAGUAAAUGAUGACAGAAGUUUUAUUUUUGGGUAAACUGUAACCUUUUAAGCACAAUGUUUGUUGGGAAUUGCCAUUAAAAACUAAAUAAUACAUAUGAGAAUCUCAUAAAAACAUGCUCAGGUCAUAUUUCUCUCUAAAUUGGAAGAGAGCAAGCAUAAAAAAAUUCUAAUCAUUUUAAAUUUUGGGAUUAAGACUUUUUUACGAUUAAACAUCCAAUUGAUCUUAAAUAAAUGAAUUGAUCUUUUUUUUCUUCUACUUUUGUUGGCUUUAUGAUCUCAACAUGGUUUAUGAUGUUCCCCCAAUUUUAAGAGUGUGGAGUUUUUCUUAACAGUAUUUAUAUAACUGUGUAAAUACUUCAGAAUUUCUGGUGUUUUUCUAAGAUGUUUUUAAAAAAUGCUGUUAUUCUAACAAGCUCAAUGUAUUGGAAAUAAAUGUUUUUAACCAUACA